UGCGACACACGUAUCGUCGACGCAACUUUAAAUUUCGAAUCGCUUUGUGUAAUCUCUUCUCCGCUAUCAUAUCUUCUAUUUCCUUCGAACGACUAAUAACGACCGCGCGAUCAUGAAAAUCGCUGUGAUCGGCGCCGGAGCCGCGGGACUCGCUGCGCUUCGGCACUGCGCUUCCGGGGAUCAAGUGGUGUGCUACGAACAAACAGACCAAAUCGGCGGGACCUGGGUCUACCGGGAGGAAACUGGCUCCGACAGAUACGGCUUGCCAGUUCACACCAGCAUGUACAAAAGCCUCAGAACCAAUCUGCCGAAGGAAGUAAUGGGCUAUCCCGAUUUCCUAAUACCGGAGAAACCCGAGAGCUACUUGUCCCGCACCGAGAUAUUAGAUUUCCUGAACGCGUAUUGCGAUCACUUCGCGCUGCGCUCUUGCAUUCGGUUGCUGCAUCAUGUGGAGUUGGUGGAGCCGGUCGUAGGAGACCGGAAGUGGUCGGUCAAGGUCAGAGACUUGCAGAAGGACGCUGUCGUGACUGAGUCGUUUGACGCGAUUAUGGUGUGCAAUGGUCAUUAUUUCGAGCCUCGAAUUCCGGACAUAACUGGUCGGGAUAAAUUUCUGGGCGAAAAGAUUCACAGCCACGACUACAGAGUUCCCGAGAUUUUCGACGGCAAAACCGUCGUUGUUUUGGGAGCCGGUCCUUCCGGUAUGGAUUUGGCGUUGGAGAUAUCCAAGAACGCGAAGCGCGUGAUUCUGAGUCAUCAUCUGAGCGAGACCGUACUCACCGUGUUCCCCGAGAACGUUGUACAGAAAGCUGAUGUGGUGGAACUGACGGAGCGCGAGGUAAUUUUUGCGGACGGCACGAAAGAACAGGUUGACGUUGUCUUCUAUUGUACAGGUUACAAGUACAGUUUCCCCUUUCUCGCCGAAUCUUGCGGAGUACGAGUGGAUUCCAAUAUGGUUACACCCCUUUGGAAGCAUCUGGUAUCUAUAGAGAACCCGACCCUGGCACUAGUGGGUCUUCCUUACUACGUCUGCGCCUUUAGCAUGUUCGAUUUGCAGGUGCGAUUUGUCCUACGACACUGGCACGGCGACAGGCAGUUUCCCGCGAAAGCGGAUAUGCUACGCUCCGAAGCUGAGGAAGCGGCUAGACGCGCCGAGAAAGGUCUGCAGAAGAGACACUUUCACAUGAUGGGCCGCGAGCAAGGUCGCUAUUACGAUGAUCUGGCGAACACGGCGGGCAUCGCGUCUCUACCGCCCGUGCUUACGACCGUUCACAACGAGAGCAGCACGCGCUUCCUGGACGAUCUGGUGAAUUAUCGUCAAGAUCGCUACAAAAUCAUCGACGACUUCAAUUACGUUCGUUUUCGACUGGGUGAUGAGCGUUUCCUCGAUCUGCGAGUGGAUUCAGUGCCGACGAUCGGUCCGAUGGGUGUAGCGGGCUGGACCACCGUUGCUGGAAUCAUGACGAUUACUGGUGAACGUAUCGUCGCGCAAGAAGCGGAGCGAGAAAGUCUGGACAAGGAGAUAUUGACGAUCAGUGGAAAUAAUGGCGAUAGAAUUCCGCCGACUUAUUUGUACAAUACGGGCUCGGAACAAAGUACGGGAACCUCGGACCAAGAACAAAAUACUCAGAAUCGCGCUCCGGCCACGGAAGAUCAAUUAGGCCCAUUACCACCUAAUUGGGAGAAGGCAUACACGGAUACAGGAGAAAUUUAUUUUAUAGACCACAACACAGGCACGUCUCACUGGUUAGAUCCGCGUCUGUCGAAGUUUCAAAAACGAUCUCUGGAAGAAUGUCUCGACGACGAACUGCCUUACGGUUGGGAGAAGAUCGACGACACUCUGUACGGCACGUAUUUCAUCGAUCACGUGAAUCGUAGAACUCAGUACGAAAAUCCGGUCUUGCAAGCCAAAAGGGCGCAGCAGAACUUGCUCGAGAGAAAGAGUCCCAAUUUUACUAGAAAUCCCGAUAAACUGAAGGGCCAGAGAAUACGGACCACUCUGAUAAAAAGUUCAAGGGGUUUGGGAUUUACUAUUGUCGGGGGCGAUGACACCGUAGAGGAAUUUCUUCAAAUCAAAAGCGUCGUGCCAAACGGUCCAGCGUGGUUGGAUGGAAAACUACAAACUGGGGACGUCUUAGUGUAUGUUAACGAUACCUGCGUGCUAGGAUUUACGCAUAACGAGAUGGUAAAUGUGUUCAAAUCGAUCGGUAGCGGCGAAACUGUCUCAUUAGAAGUGUGCCGAGGUUAUCCGUUGCCCUUUGACCCGAAUGAUCCUAACACAGAAGUUGUGACUACGAUCGCCGUCAACGCGCCAGAAGAUCCUGCGAUGUAUAUGGAUUUGAAUUCGUCUCUACAAGACAACGGACGAUUCAACUUCCUGGACUCCACGUUCUUGCCAGUGCACAGUCUGCAGAACGGCGAGAAUCUCGCCACAACGUCCGUUAAUUCGAUGCCUGACCUCUGCAUCUCGGACAAAAUCAACACAAUCAAAAGGCCGAGCAGCACAGAUAUUUUGCUGUCGGACAGCAAUGAUUUGAACGACUGUAAGGACUCACCGGUGCCUUCCAAGCCAGAAUUUCUUAGUAUCGCAAUCGUGAAGGGCGCAAUGGGAUUUGGAUUUACGAUAGCGGACUCAGCUCACGGUCAGAAAGUCAAGAAGAUCUUGGAUCGUCAGCGUUGCAAGAAUUUAAUGGAGGGCGACAUUUUGGUCAACAUAAAUGACAUCAACGUUAGAAAUAUGUGUCACUCGGAAGUGGUACAAGUGUUGAAGGACUGUCCGCGCAGCGAGGAAGCGCUGAUAUACGUUCAGCGAACGACCACGAAAUCGAAAGAGAAAAAGGAGAAGAACACGCAGGAUUUCUUCAGAAGUAAAACACCCACCGCGGAUAUUUACAGCACGCAGUCGAAAACGGUGAUUCCCAGCAGACCGAAGACACCGCUGAUCGACACCAGAAAUCGUCCCAAAUCGCCGACCAGCGCGAGUAGAUCGAACUGGAACGAGGUGUCGCAGGGCGAAAACGAGUUGAAUCCGCUGAAUAAUCACUACAAAUAUUCCGACUACUCCCACGGGAUGUAUUACUCCGACUCGUACAAAGCCAACAUCACGGCUAAUUUAUCGGACAAUUUCACAGUGAUGAAUCUCAACGACGAUACCAUGAGAAACGUGCCGAAGCGCGACUGGGCUACGAACGAAAAGCUGAACAUCAACAACGACAUGUAUUCCAUUGACAUCUCCCAUCACGACAACAUACUCAAGCAAAACGGAUACUUGCACUCUGAUUUCUAUAAAGACGUUUAUCCCGUUCAGUCACAUUCCCAGUACAGUGAAGAUUACAAUGUGUACUCAAUCGGACAAGAACAGAACGUUGACACGGGCGAAAUCUGGGACAAACGGAAAGAAAGCACCAGUUUCGAGCACGAACAGCCACAUUCCAGUUCCAUUGCACGGUAUCCUCACUACACAAACGAAUUAGUCUGUCCAAUGGUUCCUGACAUAGAAUGGAUAGAAACCGUAGUGACUCUGGUUAGGCAAAACAGUGGAUUUGGAUUUAGAAUAGUAGGUGGUACGGAAGAAGGAUCUCAGGUUUCGGUCGGUCAUAUCGUUCCUGGCGGAGCAGCUGAUCUCGAUAAUAGACUUAAUACCGGCGAUCUGAUCAUGUCUGUCGACGGAGAGAGCGUCAUGAAUUCUUCUCAUCAUCAUGUAGUGCAGCUUAUGAUAGCGGCGGCGCAAAACGGGCGCGUGACCUUGGGAAUACGACGACGAAUCAACACGCAGGAACACCUUCAAGAGACCUUCCAGCCUUCCUACGGUCGGCAAAUCAAUCUUCAGUAUCCGUACGACGUUACCGUCACGAGAAUGGAGAACGAGGGAUUCGGUUUCGUAAUAAUCUCAUCCGUCAACAAGGCCGGUUCGACAAUCGGUAGGAUAAUCGAAGGCUCGCCCGCAGAAAGAUGUGGUAGAUUGAACGUCGGAGAUCAUAUUCUUGCUGUCAAUCACAUAGAUAUCACCAAUGUUUGUCACAAGGACAUCGUCAAUUUAAUUAAGGAUUCUGGCUAUUCGGUCACGUUAACAAUUGGAUAUCCACUUGACGACUGUUGUAGCAAUACGUCUCUUUCCCAAAAGGAUGAGCCUGCAGGAGACGGAGAUGGGGGCCAGUAUCACGCGGUGGAAUUAACUCGAGGCACCCGAGGAUUCGGCUUUAGCAUACGCGGUGGCCGCGAGUUUCAAAACAUGCCGCUGUUUGUUUUGCAGAUCGCUGAAAACGGUCCGGCUUGUAUCGACAAUCGGCUUAGGGUCGGAGAUCAAAUAAUCGAGAUAAACGGUAUUAAUACCAAAAAUAUGACGCAUACCGAAGCGAUUGAGAUAAUACGUAACGGUGGACCAUCUGUUCGUCUGUUAGUACGACGUGGUUGUCAAAUGCCUUCAGUGAGUAAUCUCACAAUCGACCAAAUAAGUAUUCGACCGAGCGAUGAGUGCAUCCCGCGCAGACAUUUAUCGAAAUUACCCGAGACGGGUGUGUCCCCCAAAAAGCGUCAGAAAAUUCGAUUUUCCAUUUCAUUGAAUUGCUGUUCAUCUAAACACAGAUACUUAUGAUCGACAAUAUUGUAUUAAGUGUGCGUUAUCGACUUGCAUUUCUCGAAACAACAAGCGAUACAAGAUUAAGUUAAUGUGUAUUGAGUGAGUGCUAAAAAAGUUUUGUAAGUAAUUUUGUUAAAAAACGAUUUUUUUGGUUUGUUUUUUUCAUUCUGCCAAGCAAUCUCCAUUAGUUUUCAUUAUCUCUCUUGUUGUUGUUGUACUUGGUAGAAUGAAGAAAAAUCUGUUCAUUUCGUUUUUUAAGAAAAUUAUCUGAUCCCAUUUUUCUAUCUCGAAAUUCACUCAUCCAAUAUUCAACGUUAAGAUAUAGAAGUUUAUUUUACAGAGAGGCACGUAUUCAUCGCAUUUAUAUUUAAAAAUGCAGUGCACAGACUGCUGUUUACUUUUUUUGUUUUUUUUUUUUUGAGGAAAAACAAACGUUUAAGUAAACAAUUACUUUUACCAUUCUUCAUUUGCAAAAUUCAUAUAGAUUCGACACAUACACACAUGCAUAUAAUCUCAAUAUAUACAUAUAUAUAUAUAUAUAUUUAAUACAUAAUUUUGUAAAUUUGAUGUGUUUAUAUCGUAUAUUCUAGAGACUUGGGUAGCUGGCGGCUGUACCUCCAUAUAUAUACCAUGAGGUGAUAUUGUAGACUGACAAUUUAUAUAUAUAAAUUCAUAAUGUUCGUUCUUUAUUUUUCAAUAAUGGUUCAACAAUGUAAACUUUUAAACUAUUGCGCCCCUAUCGUGUUAAAAAAAAAAAACCACAAACUAUAAUUUUUUAGACAAUGAUUCGUACAUGUGCGUACUUGCGUGCGUGAGUGGCCUUAAAAUGUUAUAUACUUUUUAUGUGAUACGUGAUAGGAGAUGAAUCUUACGAGAAGAGAGAAUUAUAAACAAUUGUUUGAUAUUUCUUGUACAUGACAAAAUUAGAUUGUUCUCGAAAUCAAUUCGAAGAAGAGAGAUUCUGAUAAUUGCCUUUUCUUUCUAAGUAUUUAUACGCGCGAGAAAUAUGUAUAUGUAUAUCAGUAAAAUUAAGGAUUUAUGCAACCAAAGAAGCACUUAUCAGCCAUUUUUCUUUUAGAGAGAAAGAGAGAGAGAAAGAUAGAGCGAGAGAGAUUACCGUAAGAGGAUUUAUAUUAUUGAUCAUUGAAUCUUCUUUUUUUUCGGCAACACACACAAUUGUUUUAUCAGUCACAACGCUUCUGUCUACUAAGGAGACAAGAAGCAAAAUUGUGAUGAAAGACAUACAGCUUGAUAUUGGAGCUUUCCUUGUAUUUCCUCUUCCUGUCUUUUCUUCAAUAUUUAUAAGAACUGUGUAUGUUUAUAUAUAUAUAUAUAAAAGGAUAUAACACACACAUAUAUAUAUAUAUUUUUUUACUUCUAAGAUAUUAAGGAGAAUAUUGAAGAUGUACGAGUAAAAAUAAAAAAAAAAAAAAACAAGAGACAAAGGUAUAAAGACUAGACUAUUGUAUUUUUAGAUCUCAAGAUUUGAUGUAAAAGUCUGAUUCUUUUUUUUUUUUCAAUCAGACUUUAUAUAUCAGAGAGAAAGAGAGAGAAGAGAGGGAGGAGAGAGAUUUGAUUGAUCUUGUUCAUUGUGUAAACUUGACGAAUGAACAAUUCAAACAGGUGAUAAGCAGCAGCAUUUAAUCAGAUCGCAUGUAAUACGCAUUUUAAUUUUUUUUUUUAAUCGUCUGUUUAUAUUUUAAUAAUUUAUAUACAUAUAUAUACGCGCGUAUAUACAUGUAUAUACAUUUAUAUAAAAAUAUAUAUUUGUAUAUUAUGUGUGUAGAAUGAUAAGGGAUUCGUAUAAAUGUACAUACUUGUGUGUGUUUUGUUUUUAAGACUCCGCAGGAUAAUGUGUUAAUAAUUUAUGAAGCUAUAAUAAUAUUGCAAACCAAUAAUACGUGUGUCAAUUGCGAUUACGUUGAACUAAGAAACAAAUCCAAAUCUCUUUCACAUCGUUCUGCUUGUUUUCUUGACAAACAUGUGUAACCGAGAUAUUACUUUUUUUUUUUUUUUUUCAUUUCCGCUCGUGUCAA
Messenger RNA from Pseudomyrmex gracilis, 6612 nucleotides. Its product is annotated as membrane-associated guanylate kinase, WW and PDZ domain-containing protein 1-like. Bases 113 to 4591 code for a protein of 1492 amino acids. The transcript is spliced from 18 exons. Gene Ontology annotation, biological process: signal transduction. Gene Ontology annotation, molecular function: flavin adenine dinucleotide binding; protein binding; N,N-dimethylaniline monooxygenase activity. NCBI's taxonomy places the organism in Eukaryota, Metazoa, Arthropoda, Insecta, Hymenoptera, Formicidae. The record is from RefSeq and is a predicted model, not a curated record. Gene Ontology annotation, cellular component: cytoplasm.